Frankliniella occidentalis (western flower thrips) is the source of this 1760-nucleotide messenger RNA. RefSeq lists its product as uncharacterized. The record is from RefSeq and is a predicted model, not a curated record. Lineage: Eukaryota; Metazoa; Arthropoda; Insecta; Thysanoptera; Thripidae. The transcript is spliced from 2 exons. The coding region runs from base 164 to 1522 and encodes 452 amino acids.
UUCUUAUAAGACACUUUAGAGUGCGUGGCUGCUCUGUCAAACUACGAUAAGAGAAAAGUCUUUUUGCAAAGUGAAAAAAGACCUUUCAGUGCGUGUUAAGGUGGACCGAAUUACUUAAGUGCACAUCGUUUACAGUCGUUUUCAAAACUCUCUGUUUUCCGUCAUGUUUGCAGGCGAGGGCUGCGCCGAGAAGCCGCUGUCGACGCUGUGGAAGAACUACACGGCGUCCAACAAGCCCGACGUCAACAUGAAGGUGGCGGUGACGAGGAGCGGGCUCAAGGCCACGACGCGCGAGCACGGCCUCACCGAGUACUGGAGCCACCGCAUCACCCACUGCGCCGCGCCCGCCGCCUUCCCGAGGGUCUUCUGCUGGGUGUACCGCCACGAGGGCCGCAAGCUGAAGCAGGAGCUGCGCUGCCACGCGGUGCUGUGCGCGCGCGAGGACCAGGCGCGCCGCAUGGCGCAGCAGCUCACCGAGCGGCUGGCGCUGGCGCUGCUCGAGUUCCGGAGGGACAAGCAGAGCCGUGAGCAGGCGCGCCUGUCGCUGGCCAACGCCCUCCACGACAACCCCUCGCUGCCGCAGCGCAAGCUGCUCCUGUCGACGGGCGCGUCCAACUACCGACCGCCGCUCGAGCGCUCCAAGUCGGCGCCCAAGCUCAGCUCCAUCGAGGAGGUCGCCGAGGAGGACGAGGCCGGCGGCGUGCUCGUGUUCGGCCACCCCCACGCCGUGGCGCGCUUCCUGCGCGAGGAGCGCCUCGCGGGCGCGCGGCGCCAGCGCUUCCGCGAGAGCCUGCGCCGCAAGAUCGCCGCCCGGCUGUCCGAGGAGGCCGAGGAGCCCGAGGACCCCUUUCGCGAGGACCCCCGCCGCGAGACGCUCACCGUCGUCAGGGUCAACUCGAUCGAGGAGGUGCCUGACCCAGACCCGGCGCCCCCCGGCGCGCGGGAGCCCCCUCUGCCCCUGCACCACCACCAGCCCCCUGCAGGGGUUCCCGCCGGCCCCGCCGGCCCUAAGGCGCGCACCUACCUCCUGGACGCCGAGGACACCGCCGAGAGUGACGAGGGCUCCAGUAGUCUGCAGAGCAUCUCCUCGGACGGCACCACCUCCUUGACACACUCGCACAGCCGCACCGACUCCGGCGAGGACUUCUGCCUGGGUGCGGACGCGCUCAAGACGUCGCAGCACCUCCCCGACCACGACGACGGCAUGGUUUCGUCCUGGGAGGGCGCGGCUCUGGCCAUGGCGCUCGCAGGACGUGCUGAGCGGGAUGUCCUAGCAGAGGGGGACGACUUUGACGACAACGUGAGCGACGAGAGCGGCUACGUAGAGGCGCCGUCAGAGGCCAGCGAGGCCCUGCACCACCACGCAUUGGCUCUAAGGGUGAACCACAGGGUCGACCGGAGGGUCGACCGGAGAGUCAGAGUGGACCAUAUGGUGGAUCACAGGUUGGACCACAGGGUGGAGCACUCCUUAGCCAAAGCGUGCGCUGAGGCAUGCUCUCUUCGUCAGGGCCUACAAGUCUGAUGACUGUGGUCGUGAAGACAGUGUCUGACAGUGAGAAAAAAACGAGUCUUAGGAGGUCCCAAGGGUAUACUCGAUACCCUGCAGUUGGAAUUUGCAUACUUUUUAAAAGUAAGUAUUUUUAUUUUCCCAACUAUAUGAUGUGUGACCCAUUUCAUAUCUUUAAUUUUUAAAACAGCAAAGUUGGUUACUCUCAAAAGGGACUAGUCACUCAAGUUUUUCACUGUAAUUCACUAAUUUU